AUGCCAGGUGCCUUGGCAGCGGCUCCCUUCCGAGCUCCCGCCUCCAACGAGUUUGGAGCUGCUCUGAUGUUGGCGGGUACACCAAGCAUCAGCGGCUUGACUGCUACCUUCGAGGCCACGAAGCCAGGAAAUAUGUGGGCUGCCGUGGUGAGCCAGGCCAAUGCGGCUUCUGUGACAGUGGCAACAGCAAAGUCCGCACAGAUGUGGGCGUAUGGGGCCCUAUCCUGCCGGAAGAUUCAGGAGGCCGUGGCUGAUGGAACACUCACGACGUUGUCGCUGACAGGUUGCUCGCUGUCCGCUACACAGCUGUGUGGAGCAAGUCGUGAGCUGUGGAUUGGCCGCAGCUUGUUCUUCCUUGGAUCCUCUGACUUCUUGUUCUUCACUCGGGGAGUGGGGUGGGCUGGUCGCGAUGGAGGCGUAGCGAUUGUCGUUGCUGAUGUUCUUCUGAUGUGCCAGCCGUGA
Molecule: messenger RNA, 462 nt
Organism: Symbiodinium pilosum
Lineage: Eukaryota; Dinophyceae; Suessiales; Symbiodiniaceae
Source: the annotation of a GenBank genome assembly